Trichoplax adhaerens is the source of this 1086-nucleotide messenger RNA. RefSeq lists its product as uncharacterized. The transcript has 9 exons. Gene Ontology annotation, cellular component: nucleus; cyclin-dependent protein kinase holoenzyme complex. Bases 1 to 1086 code for a protein of 361 amino acids. NCBI's taxonomy places the organism in Eukaryota, Metazoa, Placozoa, Uniplacotomia, Trichoplacea, Trichoplacidae. Gene Ontology annotation, biological process: regulation of cyclin-dependent protein serine/threonine kinase activity. Gene Ontology annotation, molecular function: protein kinase binding; cyclin-dependent protein serine/threonine kinase regulator activity. The record is from RefSeq and is a predicted model, not a curated record.
AUGGAGAACUCUUGCAGCGAGAAUGACGAUACUAGGAAGGGGGAUAAUAAAUUAGCCAAGAAUUAUAAGCAGUAUAUGGAAAUGAAUAGCAACAACUUUAGGAAAAUUCUAUUUUCUAAAGAGCAUCAUAAAGAACUAUUUAAAUGGCUUCCUAUUACUUCCCUGGCAGCUCAAAUUUAUAAGAAAGCAAGUGGAUCUUAUGAUGAUCAAUUUAAUGAAGAGUUUAUUAGCAAAUUAGACAGCCAAUUAAAUAUCACCCCCUGUGCCUUGGUCUUAGCUAUACUUUAUAUCGAACGCCUAAUGCAAACUGACAGGGAAUGUUCAAAACAUCUUUUACCCUCCGAAUUAUUUGUCAUUUCAAUGUUAAUCGCCACAAAAUAUCUUAUUGAUGAGGGCGAGGAAAAUGAAAUUUGGAACGAUGAAUGGGCAAAAGCCGCAAACUUUGAAAUCGAUCGUGUUGUUCAAUUAGAAAGGAUCUUCUUAAACAGAAUUAAAUGGAAUUUGUUCAUAUCGCCUGCUACAUUCCAUAAGUAUACUGCCAGACUAGAGGCUAGAAUGAUAGUAAAGGAAUUUGAAGAUAGAAAUUGGCUAACCUAUGCUGAAAUGAAAACCCUACUUGAUUUAUCUUCGAAACAUACGUUGUCGACUAUUGGUCAAAUUAUAAAAAUCGUAGCUGUAUCCAUAACUUCAUACCUAGCCUGUUUCAUUAUCGUGGUAGGAAGUCUAUUUCUAAUAUACACUUAUCAAAACAAUCAUUUACCGUACGUAUGUGGUGGAAAUAACCUUUUAUCGCAAAGCGACGUAAAUGGAAUAUACUUUCGACACGGCACUGGGGCUGCAUACAAUCAUCUUAAGCAUUAUGACGUAGAAUCGGGUAAAAUUCACGCAGAAAGUUUACGCAAUUUUGGUACUGCUUUCUAUAACAGUGCACAGAUUACAAAUAAUCAGUUAAUGAAUAAUAAUUGCCGUAAAGAAGCGCGAUGGAAUCACAAUGUGUGGUAUAUCGCGAAGCAAUCUUUGAAUGGAGAAAUGAUGAACGUUGGAAUGAAGAGUUAUUCGAUCCCGCUUCUUCAUGUCAUGUCAUGA